AUGAUUUAUAAAUCUGUUCACGCUGCGGCGCUGGCAGCCGCCUUCACAGCGCCCAAGGAUCUCGACAUCAAUGAUCCAGUCUCUAUCAGGAGUGUUGCCAGCACACUCGCCUAUGGCACUAUGGCUUAUUAUUCUGGAAACGUCACAGACACGCCCGAGACCAUAGCUAUCUUCCCCAAACCGCAUUAUUGGUGGCAAGCUGGAGCUGCUUGGGGUGCCAUGCUUGAUUACUCGCAUUACACUGGUGACCCCAGCUACGACGAUGUAAUCACCGAGGCGCUACUCUCACAGGUCGGGCCUGCGUUUGACUUCAUGGUGCCGCAACACCAGGGUGACGAAGGCAAUGACGACCAGGCCUUUUGGUCUUUCGCCAUCCUAGAUGCCGCAGAGCGCAACUUUCCCCAGCCAGAUGAUUCAAUCCCUCCGUGGCUGGAUGUCGCUACCAACAUCUGGAAUUCCAUGGUAGUGAGAUGGAACGACACAGCCUGUGGAGGUGGACUCCCGUGGCAGAUCUUCGAGUCUAAUACGAACGGCAUGGACUACAAGAACUCCGUAUCGAAUGGCGGUUUCUUCCAGAUGUCAGCACGUCUCGCCCGAGCCACUGGAAACGAUACAUACGUGCAAUGGGCGCAGAAAGUCUAUGACUGGUCCGAGUCUGUCGGGUUUAUCGACCAGAACUUCAACGUUUUCGAUGGUGCAUCUUCUAAGGAGAACUGCUCCAAGAUCAACGGAGUUUCAUUCUCCUAUUCGCAAGGUAUCUACAUGUACGGCGCCGCGGUGCUCUACAACCACACCAACGGCGACAAGACUUGGGGCGACCGGACGACCGGUCUUCUGAAGGCUGCCAAUUCGUACUUCAACCCCUUCCCAAAUGCGACGAACAUCAUGUAUGAGCAUGCUUGCGAGCAGGUCAAUACUUGCAACACGGACAUGUUGUCCUUCAAAGGCUACCUCUCUCGUUUCAUGUGGGCAACGACAAGGAUGAUGCCCUCGACGCUUCCCGACGUGCAGACGCUGCUUAACGCAUCUGCUAUCGCAGCCGGAAAGGCCUGCUCAGGCGGAGAUAAUGGUACAGUCUGUGGAGAGAAGUGGUACACUGGAGGAUAUGAUGGCAAUCCGGGGCUAGGUCAGCAGAUGACGGCUCUCGAGACUGUCCAGGGCCUUCUGGUCACAGAGGCUUUGCCGCCAUUCCGCGCGGACCAAAUCAAGCACGUGGGCGGAACAGAAAACGGGACGGCUUCAACGGCCACCCCUACUGCUUCGCCAGUACCUACCAAGCGAUCGAUAUCCGCGGGCAACAUCCUCCUUGCAGACUGGCGCUUGAAUAUCGGAGGCUUGUAUCUGAUAGUCCCGCUCUUCGGCUUCGCAUAG
Anthostomella pinea is the source of this 1371-nucleotide messenger RNA. NCBI's taxonomy places the organism in Eukaryota, Fungi, Ascomycota, Sordariomycetes, Xylariales, Xylariaceae. The record is from the annotation of a GenBank genome assembly.